Molecule: messenger RNA, 507 nt
Organism: Telopea speciosissima
Lineage: Eukaryota; Viridiplantae; Streptophyta; Magnoliopsida; Proteales; Proteaceae
Product: zinc finger protein SHOOT GRAVITROPISM 5-like
Exons: 1
Coding region: 1-498 (165 amino acids)
Biological process (GO): gravitropism
Cellular component (GO): nucleus
Source: RefSeq, a predicted model, not a curated record
AUGGGAGAAGAUGAUCAGAAAGAAUUGCAACUACUCCCUUCACUCUCUUCAACACAUCUGUCUGCCUUGACGUCGGGUUCUUCCGGCAGGUCCUCAUCAACAGCCUCUGAAUCUUUCCAUGGAUCACUUGACCUGCAGCUGUCCAUGAGCCUUCGACCCUUUCGACGGCCAUCUGAUAGGAUAUUGGCAGGACCCCUCCGUGAGCAUGAUCUUAACACAGACACCAACUUUAGCUGUGUUGAGGUUAUGAAGUGGCAGGCUGCUGAGCAAAUUCGAUUGGCUACCAUGGAAAAGGCUUAUGCAGACCGAGUGAGGGAGCUAACGAGGCAGGAGAUGGAAUUGGCACAAUCAGAAUUCGCACGGGCAAGACAGAUGUGGGAGAGAGCCCAGGAAGCAGUGGAGAAGGCUGAGAGAAUGAAGGAGAAUGCAACCCACCAGAUAGGCACUACGUGCAUGGAAAUCACUUGCCAUGCUUGCCGGCAGCGGUUCCGACCUUAACUGUCAAGG